AUGUCUCUGAGGACCAAUGCUGUGGUUAUUAAGCCCGAGCCUCAAGAGUUUACGAUGCCCAAUCCUUUGGUAUCUUCUAUCAACACCUAUCCUCCCUCCAUAGUAUCAAAUGGUGUCAAACCAGAACCAGGUCCUGCCGAUGAUGUUGCACGAGUUAAAGCGCGUCCUUCAAGCACCGGCACCCUCAAAGCUGAACCAGAGACGCGUCAAGACGCGCCAUUCGGCUUAUCUUCCUCGCUGCCUGAGACUCAGAAGCCGGAGAUACUGUAUUCUGUUUACGAUUCAGCGAGUGACAUCCCCUAUAGCCCGGAAGGCGCGCUCCAAGAAGGCUUGGGGAUGGUGAGGAGCAUUCAGCAGAAGUUAGAGAAAUUAGAGCUGGGUAGCAAACUACGACAGGAUGUUUGGCAUCACCUCCGAGGACAAACUGCUCCCAAGACUCUCAUUGCCAUAUGCGGGGGCAGCUACGGGAGCUGGCAAGUCGUCUAUUCUCAAUGCCAUCCUGGACGGUACGCAUAUAUUCUGGAAAUAUACCGCUUGUCCUCACAUCUCUCCCGUACAGACAAUAUUGUUCCCACCAGUGGAAUGCGGGCAUGUACUGCCGUUGUGACCGAAAUUGCGUACCACAACAAACCGACUAUUGAUGCUGACCUGAAUGGAAAGCAGAAUUAUCCGUCCUUCUUCAAGACCUUGUCGAUGAAGAUGGAACCAUCAAACGUAGCACCUGACUUGAAAAGUGAUGCCGGCGUUGCAUGGCAAAAGAAAUCGCAGGCCAUACUGGGAGCUACCAAAAACAUAGUUGCCAGGAACUCCAAAGUAUUUGCCACCGAAAUCGCCAAGUACAUUGAUUCGAAGGACCAGAGUCGCGGCAAGAAAGACAAGAAGAAUAAGAAGGACAAGCGGGACGUGGAGAAAGAAGAGAAGAAGGGCCAGACUAUCAUGGAAAAGAUUCAGGCUGCUGCCGGCAAGAAGAAUGGAGAGAAGGCUACCAAGAAGAAAUCUAACAGGCAAGGAAUCGGAUAUCAAGGACGUACCAGCUCUUUGGCCUCUUAUUCGCCAGGUGUUGCUGACGCCAAUGCGGCGAGAAACAAUAUAGCGAAAGACUAUAUGAAAACUUGCGCAUGUAUUUGGAUCUUGGCCCCGAUUACCAGAGCGGUGGAUGACAAGACAGCUCGAGACUUGCUGGGUGAUGCGUUCAAGAUGCAACUGAUGAUGGCUAUGAUGUCCAUGCCAUUACCUUCAUUGCGAGCAAAUGCGAUGAUAUUUCUUGUUCAGAAGUCAUCAGAGCGCUUCAUUUGGAAGACAACGACGAUCUUGUGGCUAUCGAGGAUAAGAUUGAUGACAACAAAGCGCAGUCAAAGGGAUUGGACCAAGAAGAAAAGCACUGCAGAAAAGCAGAUUAAAGAGGUUGAGGCUACAAUCAAAAACCUUCGUCAGUAUGCCGGUGAAUACGAGAAACACCUGAAGGCUAUCAAAAACGGUGAAAUCUUCGUCCCUCGUUUAACCUCCAAGCAAAAAGUUGCCUCUGGCAAGAAGAGAAAAAACGUUCGAGGUGGUAAGAAGGGAUCUCCAAAGCGACGCCGAAGUGUAGACGACGAGGGUUCCUCUUCCGACAGCGACAAUUCUGAGUCUGACGAAUCGUCAGAUACUGACAGCGAUAGCGGCUCCGACAGUGACAGCGACUUGAAUUCUGACGACGAUUCGGACAACGAUGCAUCAAAUUCCGAGGAUGCCGAUGAACUCCAGGACCAAGAGACAGAAGAAAGUUUAAAGGCCAAGAUCAAGGAGACGAAAGCUAGCAUCAAAGAGGCGCGCACUGUCAAGUCUGAUCUUCAGAAAGAGAAAAAGGCGGCGAAUGAUGAACUUGCGACAUUGAAAAAGACUCUGGCGAAGUUGCAGAAGGAGAAAAAUGCGUUUUGUUCGUUGAAACGAUCUGAGUCCCUCUCUGACUUGCCCCAGUUCUCUCGUGAUGUCUUGAAGGAAGAUUUCCGUGUUGGACUUAAAGAUCUCGAUGAUGCUGCUGCUGAAGAACGUGAUCCAGACAAUUUCAAUCCCUCUGUCAAUAUUCGGGAUUAUGAUGCCAUCGAUCUUCCUGUCUUCACUUGUUCCAGCCGGGACUACGUCAGGUUGACCAAACAAGUAGAGGGCGAUGGUGGACCGACAUGCUUCUCUAAUGUUGAUGACACUGGUAUUCCCGCACUUCAGAAGUGGUGCCACGCCUUGACUCUCUCUUCUCGCGAGCGGAGCGCCCGAAAUUUCCUUGCUCAUCUCCAGACUUUCUCCGUGUCCAUUCAAACGUACGUGAAUGGUAUCAGUGGUGUGACCGCUACAGAUCGAGAGGCUUUACGCUCCAAAUGGCAGUCAACAGAGGUAGACCUAGAUCAGGAUGAUCGAUUCCAGCUCGAUGACGAUGAUCCUUAUGCUGCCAUCCUAGGGGGCGGCCUGUAUAGUAUGAAGGAGACGGCUCCUAAAGUCGACGCUUAUGGCGAAGCUGUAGGAAUCACGCCGAGACUCGUAAAGGACUUCACCAAAGUCGUUGAAGACAAUGUUGAAAACCUCAAGGAAAAGUUCCGCGAAGGUUUAGAAGACAAAUGCCGAACCGGAGCUGUCCAGGCAUCGGCGGCGGCUGUCAUGACUUCAGAUGAAUUUGCAGCUUCGAUGCAUUGGGGUACUUACCGUGCGACUCUUCGUCGCCAUGGGUCCUUUCGUCGAGACCUCAACGUUGAACUUCUCGCUCCCUUUACAAAGAAUAUCGCAGCUUCGUGGGGCAAGCUUUUCGAGACGGAUCUGUUUGAGUCAUUCGAGAAGGCGACUCUACAGACAAUACGGAGGCUUCUCAUGGAUGUGGAAGAUUCUGCGGCACCUGGUCUUAAGGAUCGAACAAAGAUACAGGGAGAACUGUGCUUGGAGGAAGCCAAGGUUGCGCUGAAGAAGAGCAUGGAUGUGGUGUCAGAGUCCAUGGCGAAUGAACAGAAGGAGAUUUCAAGGUGUCUCGCACCGCAUGUACAGGGCGAACUGACUCCUGGGUACGACCGCGCAAUGGAAGAGCGAGGCACGGGAAGUGUGGCGAGACAAAAGGCUUCUUUCCAUGACUUCAUCUCCGAAGCCAGGGAAGACCUAUUCGAAGACGGCGUGGAUGUGAUCAUGGAGAGGCUGGCAAGCGCUGCAUCCGCUGUGGGUGAUGGUCUUGCUUUGUCUCUGGGUGAACUCGCGCAGAAAAUUGAGGUCAAUCUCGCUGUCCUGUGGGAAGGUGCAGGAGAUGAUCCCCAGCAAGUGUAUGCGCGUCGAGCUAUCGUUGCUGAGGUGGAGAAGGUUCUUGGACAGGUUGAGCUGUGGAAAGAUGCAGAGAAGUUGAAGAAGGAGCGAGACCAAGAAGAUUUGCUUGCACGGGAGCUAUUGGUGGACGAGGACGUCGAGAUGAAUGAUUGA
Desarmillaria tabescens is the source of this 3426-nucleotide messenger RNA. RefSeq lists its product as uncharacterized. The record is from RefSeq and is a predicted model, not a curated record. Lineage: Eukaryota; Fungi; Basidiomycota; Agaricomycetes; Agaricales; Physalacriaceae. The transcript has 21 exons. The coding region runs from base 1 to 3426 and encodes 1141 amino acids.